UGAGCUGUUAUCUAAAAAACAAAAAGGUUUGGCAGCAUUUGAGCACCUGGUGUGGCACAGUCAUGUUUCACCUAGUGCUGCACAGAGAGACCUUUAUUGAAGCAAAGGGGACAAGCUCUGAGCUGGGGCUGCUUGGGAGAGGCAGCAAGGCAGAGACCCCAGGGUGCUCACACAUGGGUGAAUCUGGCCACAAGUAAUGUGUCUGACCUGCUGCUGACCGUGGCUGGCUGCUGGGCUUGGAAUGGAUGGGGUCUGUGUGGGAAAUAAGGCUUUUAGAAGGAUGUGGAAGAGGUUCAGGUUUCAGCAUCAUGACUCAUUUUCCCAGUGGUUGACCAAUGUGGGGGGAUGUGUGAUGAGAAGUAUUCCUGCUCUCCUUCUCCCUAUCAAGAAAUGUCAGGGCGUGAAAACAAACGAGAGUCUGAAGUUCAAAAAACCUGAAUGAAGCACAGUAACCAAAGCUCAUGACUCCUCCCACAGAUCACUCCUGCAAACGUGGCUUUUUCAUCUAGUUUGCAAUGCAGUAUUUGGUGUGUUUUCAGAAUGCAGAAGGUUUUGGAAACCCUCUGGUCUCACACAGCAUUUGCUGUCCAUGUAUCUGGCUGUGAAGAGAGACAUCUUGGCUGAUGAGGCUGACUUUGGCAGUGUUGUCUCAGGGCAGGAGCUGUAAGGUGAUAGUUGCAUCACCCUGACGAGUUUGAUACAGCUUUUUGGGUUGGAUGUGUGUAACAUGCCUACAUUUAUAAUGAAGUGGAAGUCAGUUAUAAAAUCACAAAAAAAAGUAUAAAAGCCAUUAGUGUGAGAAGAGAUGCUGCAAAAACAUCUGGUUGCUUUCCAACACUCUUGCCUAGUUUGCACCCUUAAGACAAAAUUCCAGGUGCUGCUCUAGUGGAAGGUGGCACGCUAUGUGAUCCCAGAGGCUCAUUUCCAUUUUUCAAAGCACAGGCCAGGCAACAUUUCUGUUGUUUUUCUCUAGGUCUUGAAUGAUUUCCAGUGAUGAUUAGUCUAUUCAGUUUGUUGCCACCUUUUCCCUUUGCUCAAGGUGCCCUUGCUGAGCACCUCAGGCAGUUUUGGCAUUGUCACACUUGGGUGCCUGCAGAAGGCAGUGUUAUGUUCGACUUGUUUGUGCUGCUUUUGUACUUGAGCAUAAAUAAGAAAUUCUCCUGCUAAGUAAACAGGGCUUGUCAGGCAAGAGGUUCUGUCUUCAGCAGUAGGUCUGAUUGUCCCUUCUACUUUUUGUGUCAGAUCUGAUUGGUUACUUAGAGCUGUUUUUGAUUUGUGAUUGAAAGGGUGAAAUGAAAAUAGGAUCUUGUUGAUGAAGACUCAAAUGAACAUUUGCACAAAUUAAUAAAGGCCAAUGAAACAAGAGAAGUAAAACCAGGCACUAAUUCUUUAUCUGAGCAGUGCUAAACAACAAAACCACAAAGUAAACGUGUAUGUGUUUUACAUUUGUGUGGGGUUUCAUAUCUCAGCCUACUGUCUGGAAACUUUUAAUAUUAUUCUCCUACAAGUUUCUUGACAGUGAGUUGCACAUAACUGUGGGAUGCUUAUGAUCAAACUGCUGUUGUAUUAUGGGAGAGCAGACUGCUUGCUACACCUGGAUUUUCUGUUCCUUCCCAGCCCUCCCACUCUAAAACCACUGCACAUCACAUCAGGUGGCUUUCAAAAUUAUAAUCUCAUCACUAGAUCCUCUUUUCACUGUCCUACUCAGUUCACCUUUUGAGAACAAUAAGAAAUGCAUUUUUAAAGGCUGAAGAUGCUGCAAUACUUAAACACAGGUAGAUGUAAUUAUUGUUUGGUUUGAGAACUGGAGCCAUUGUAAGGCAACAGAUACGCUGCUGUAUUUAAGAUGAAAAGUUGUUCUUCAAGUAGAAAUUGUGUUAUGUACUUGGACUAUUAAAUACAUGUUUGAUUCAGAAAUGCACAAAGCACCAUUUGUGCCACUUAAAGUUCGCGUGGAAAAGCUGAAUCACCCAAGCCAUCUGAAUGAUGCACACUAUUUGGUAGUUGUUUUCUUCAGCAGGCAGCUGGUGAUCUCUCUUCCUGUAUUCAGGGCUUGGGUGGGGGAGGAAAAGGAAGACAGAAAGGAGUCUCCGGGGUGGGGGCAAAAGCUAUUGCUUCAUGUGUGCAAACUUAAUGGUUUUCCUGAGAUCUCUCUAAAUUGGUGCUUUUCCACUGAGCUUUGAAAACAUUCAUGGAAGCUGAUGGCAAUAUUCUUGUUCCUUUGCGUCAGAAGGCAAAAAAGAAAAGUCAAGGGUUCUUUAUAAUGAGCCGACGGAGGAUAUCGUGCAAAGAGCUGGGGCAAGCCGAUUGCCAGGGAUGGCUCUACAAAAAGAAGGAAAAAGGAGCUUUCAUUGGCAACAAAUGGAAAAAGUUCUGGUGUGUGCUAAAGGAGUCAUCACUGUAUUGGUACAGCAGUCAGCUGGCUGAAAAAGCAGAAGGAUUUAUAAGACUUCCAGACUUCAGUGUGGAUCGAGCAAUUGAAUGCAAAAAAAAGCAUGCUAUUAAGAUCAGCCACCCACAGAUCAAGACAUUUUAUUUUGCGGCAGAAAAUGUUCUGGAAAUGAACACGUGGCUAAGUAAGCUGGGAAUGGCUGUAGACCCUCAGGCACCAAACAGGAAGAAUGAGGAAGAAUGCUACAGUGAAAGUGAACAUGACGAUCCAGAAAUAACAGACACGCCACCUCCACCCUACACUGUCCAGACACCACCUCCUCCUUCGGAUCAGCAAAAGUCAUCAUUCACCUCAACUCUGUCAAGUGAAGCAUCUUGUUCUCUCUCCUCUCCUGAAAGCACUUUCAACUCCCAAGAAUCAUCAUCUUCCUUGACAUCCAAAGUGGUUUAUUCCGAGAGGCAGUCCUGGCUUGACCUGGUGAACAGCUCUGCCACGGAAGAGUGUGACCAGCCUUUAACGUUCUGUGUACAGAUUCACUCUGAUGAGCCGCCAGGAGUGGUCUGUGGAGAAGCAGCAGAAAGCCAGGAAGUCCAGCUUUCUGAAUCCAAUGGUGAAUCCCAAACCUCUUACUUGAGUGCAGAUACACACUGUCUAACUGUGCCAGAUGUAACAGGACAGCAACCACUAGCCAAAGACCAGGAAAAAUGUGAUGAUGAUGAUGAGAUGGAGAGGCUUUACAAGUCAUUGGAGCAAGCAAGCCUGUCUCCCAUUGGGGAUCGUCGACUGUCAACCAAGAAGGAGCUUCGGAAGUCAUUUAUCAAGCGCAGCAAAAACCCCUCCAUUAAUGAGAAACUCCACAAAAUUCGAAUGCUGAACAGCACAUUAAAGUGUAAGGAGCAUGACCUGGCCACAAUUAACCAGUUGCUAGAGGACCCAAAGUUGACAGCAGUGAAGUACAGAGAGUGGAGGAGCACAAACAUCAUGCUGGUCCAAGAUAUUUAUCAGCAGCAGGAGGUCCAGGACACAUCCACCGAGAACAGUGAGGAGCAAGAGAUGACUCCACAGCCAAUCACUGAAAGUGCUAUUUGAUCAGUGGCACAUGGCAAGGUUUUUCUCCACGGGUCUUCAUGUACAAGCAAUUUAUGCUGCUCUAUCUUGAGGCUUGUUUUUUGCAAGUGUGCUUCGAAAGGAAAACAACCCAUUCUCCAAAGUUUUGAAUGCUCUUGCAGAACUUACUUAAUGUCAAAAGGGCAAGUUUCCCAAACCUGCCCAAGUUCCCCGAAAAAGCAUGCCUGAACGUGGCCUGCCUAUGUAAGAAGAGUAUUUAACAAAGCAGCAAAGAAUGGUUUUUCAGUUUUUGGAGAAGAAAAUUAUAAGUGUCCAGCUCCUGGAGGACACAGAACUAUGUAAUAUGUCCUGUAUAAAUAUGAGAUCCUUGGGAUUGUUUUAAGCAUACAACUUACCUUGAAAUGAAGCUAAACUACAGGAUGUAGUCUACUCUACCUUUUUACCCUCUAAGUUAACCCGAUGUAUACAUUUUCAUCUCUGUACCCAUUUACUUUCACCACUCUACCAGUUUAAACUGGGUCAAAUGGAAGAGUAAUAAUGCAUGAGUUGAUACUGUAGACAGCUGCCAGGCACCCAGUUUGAGCUCUGCCUGAUGUUUUAUGAGUUUCAAAUUUAUAUACAGUCCAGACCAAGAAGGUACUGUCUUUCUACAUGAAGAAGAGGUCUCUCAGUUUUUGCUAACAUGUAAUUUACUCUUCAGUGAGACAAGUUUCAACUUUUCUUAUAGACUUGGCAGAAUUCCUUGGAAGAUUAUGUUCUUCUUUCUUAUUGUUGACAGAUGGGAGUAUAUAAGGUACAAGUUCAUCCCAGAGUCCAACUUAAGGAAGGUGAUCAUAUUCACAAGGCAAAAGCUAAACAACUAAACUCCUAAUGUGGACUUGGAAGUGUAAAACAAAGCUGCAAAUAUUUUUGUAAAUAUAUGUGAUUUUAUGGCUUAUAUGAAUGUGACUAUGUACUGUAUAGAUGUUUUAUUUAUAUAUUUAUAUAUGCUGAAUUUCCUAAUAUAAAUAGGCACAUGUGGACCAAACCCACUCAGCUGUGAGUGCUUACAGGUUGACUUGAAAUGCCUCUUUAUUUUGUGUUCCAUUGUAGAUCACAGUAAUGGCUCUGCAGGUGAAACUACCCUGAGGCAUCUGCUGUGACUCUUCUGCUUUUCUAGCUUUGAGUUUUAGAUGAAGAAAAUCUGUACAACUUAGGGCCUGAAAAAAGAUUUCUAGAAAGUUUCAAGAUUUCCCUUUCAGGAAAAAAAAUAAGAUGUUUUGCUGCAGGAUCAUGAUUUUUUGGCUUCAUUGCUCUCAGUACAAGGUUUUGGGGUUUUGUCUUCCCCUUUUCUGCAGUAUAAGGAACUUUUCAGAGAGCCCAAUUUUGAAAAGCAAGAAUUAGUUCACCAUUCCCAAAUUAAUGCCACUACAUGAACUGUGAAAAUCUGCACUUCUGUUGCUAUUUCAUUAAGAUAUUCUUUGUCAUUAGUUUUCAAUGCAGUUUAUCUUUUAAAGCAAAAUACACUGUAGGGAUGCAGCCAUAUUCAUCUGUCUUUAUACAUUUUAUGUUUUAUCAUAGCUUGAUUGAGAAAACAAAAGAUAAUGAUGUUAGUGGGAGCAUAUGAAAUUUUUUCCACCAGUGUAGUAAUUAGUUUGACUGUUGACGUUGUGUUUUUAAUACCCAGCAGCUUUUAUUUUAAAUUAGAGGCAAGGAAAUAGAUGAAAAAUGACUAAAUGGGGAAUCAGACACAAAACUCUGGUUGGUUAAAAAGCCAUUCUUUUCAGGAAAUCAUCAUAUGAGCAGUGAUUUCCUCACUUCACUAAUUAUAACUAGAAGUUAAGCAAGCUUAAUACCUGGUGCAAUUUGGAGUAAUUGCAUCUUAAAAAUGGAGCCAAAUUUUAGGUUGCUUUUUUUGUUCUUAUUUUUGGGUUUUUGGUUUUGGGUUUUUUUUUGGGUUUUUUUUGGUUUUUUUCAUAAUUCUUCCACCAUUCCCAUUGAAAUGCUGUGAUUUAAUUUCUGAGAGCACCCUGAAAAUCAGGAAUGUAAGGAUUAACCUGCUCAGCCCAUUUCAUUUUUAACUACCUGGUGCUAAGUAACUGAUAAAUAUUUGAGGUCAAAUUACAUGUACAUUUUCUAUCACACAUGCAAGUUUCUCAUGAAACAAAGCAUGUAAACACCAUUUUCCUUCAAAAGCAUCUUCACUUAGAUGUUGAAAAGAAGAACAUGCUUAAGUGGCCUGUUGAGCUGGGCCAGACAAGUCAGUGCCUUUCAGUUCUGGGCAAAGUCUGAGCCAACUCCAUUUACUGAAGUAGAUUUGCAGUAUACAAAGAAAAGCCUAUGUGGCCUGUACAUGCUGUGCUGGCUCUUUUAACACUCACACACUUGUAUAAGCAUACACAAAACAGCUUUCCCAAUUCUAGGGACAAAGAGAUGGCCUUAGACUGCCCAAACUCUGCUAUAGGUUCUGACAGAUAACAUAGCCAAAAAUUGCUUUUGAAUUACUCUCCUUCAGAUGGUCAAUAGAUACUUAUUGUUGAACUAUUGAGGUUUUGGACACCUGCUGAGACUGACCUCUACUUCCUCUUAGAAAAGAACAAAAUAUUCAUGAAUGGGGUUACUUCAAUCCCAGUUAUAAUUUUAACAAAUUUCUUUGUUCAGGAAAACAAAAGUAUGGGUUUUAUGCAAAUCCUGUGCAGGAAGUCUAACUCCACUCUCCUCAGCUACUAUUUAGACUCAAAAUAAUGGAAAGCGUGGAAAAUGCGAAGUGAAAAUUGCAGUGAAACAGGAUUAAUUUUCUGGCAUUGCUAAUUACUGUGACAGUUUUGCCUGGGUUUAUCACAGGGGGCUGCCCAGCAGCGUGAAAGCCAUAAUCAGAGACAGAAUUACGCACAAGCUGACAGCUACAGCGGGGAGCCACCUCAACAGGAGAAAUUUGGACAAAUCUGCGCUCUGCUCAGUGAUGCUUGGAGUAACUGGUAUCUCUUGGUCUGGAUUUGGAAGACCUGCACUAUUGACUCAUAGCACAGGGAGCUGUGCAUUCCUAGUGUGUGAAUAUCAAGAAGUCUUUAACCAUCUGCCUCAAGGGACAUGUUUUAUAUACUUUUUUGGGAGAAAGUAUGUGUGUGUGGAUAUGUGCACAUGCACAAUUUUUCCUAUGUCAGUAAAGCCGGUUGGUGCAGCAAGUCCAGCAAUGGAGAUUUUGGAAUUUCUGGUAACAAUAUCUAAUUUUAACUGUUUCAGCAGCUUUUCUGGAAAUCAAGUCUCUCUGUUCUGGUGAUGUACAACUCAUGAGAUACCAAAAUGAGGUGGCAUCACAUUUCCUUUCCUAUGAUGGAAGAGAUCAUGUGGGGAUUGUGAAUCAUUUUUACAUGGAGCUCUGAUGAUUCAGUCAGUACUAGGGUUUCACCUUGUCAUGGUUUCUAAGUGCAGCUGGAGAUGAAACACCAUGCAGCUGCUUCCCCCUCUCUUUUCCUUCCCCAUCCCUGUGUGAUGGGGAGCAGAAUUUAAGUAAAACUUGUAUGCUGAGACAAGAACAGUUUCAUAAUUUAAAAUAAAGUAAAAUACAGCAACAAUGGUAAAUGAUAAUGAUAAUGACAAUAAAAAGGAAAGAAACCCAAACAAGUGAUGUACAAUGCAUUUGCUCACCACACACUGACCUGCCAGACCCCACUUCCCAAACCCAGAUCAGGUCCCCCUUCCAGGUAGCUCCCCCUGGUUUUGGAUAUUUCAUAUUCCUGUGUUAUUGGAUAUUUCAUAUUCCUGUGGUAUGGAAUAUCCCUUUGGUCAGUUUGAGUCACCUGUCCCAGCUAUGCUCCCUGCCAGUUUGGUUUUGUGUGUAUUUCCUCACUGGCAGGGAACAAGACAAAGAAAAAUAUCCUUUAUUUAGGAUAAACACGGCUUAGCAAAAAACCAAAACACCAGUGUGUUAUCAGUACCAUUCUCAUUCUGAAUCCAAAACACAGCACUGUAACAGCUACUGAAGAAUAAAUUAAAUAUACCCUAACUGAUACAAGGAAUAAACAGGAAUAAAUAA
Molecule: messenger RNA, 7475 nt
Organism: Parus major (Great Tit)
Lineage: Eukaryota; Metazoa; Chordata; Aves; Passeriformes; Paridae
Gene: IPCEF1
Product: interaction protein for cytohesin exchange factors 1
Exons: 11
Coding region: 2192-3481 (429 amino acids)
Source: RefSeq, a predicted model, not a curated record